Molecule: messenger RNA, 5770 nt
Organism: Botrytis cinerea B05.10
Lineage: Eukaryota; Fungi; Ascomycota; Leotiomycetes; Helotiales; Sclerotiniaceae
Exons: 3
Coding region: 386-4960 (1524 amino acids)
Source: RefSeq, a predicted model, not a curated record
GGAACUGUGGGCUUAUUCGAGGUCUGCCUCUCUUGCAAUUUUCUCUCUUCUCUUUAUAACUUUUUGAUCUAAAUUUUCACAUCAGCUCUAUUCAAACUACAUAAUUCUCAGGCCACGUGCUACUCUUCAUAACUAUUAUAUCCUAUUGGGGGGCGCUGGUCGUCACACUAGUCAAGGUAUAUUAGUCUUCUUUCUAAAAUCUUGAUACUAUAAGCCUGUCGCCUCACUUUCCACAAUGCAACAACAACCACAUAGUAUCACCAGAAUCAGGAUCCAAUAAACUUAGCUCCCUUAUCCUUUUCGGCUUCCAGUUACCCUUAUACUUCAUCACUUCAUAUCUACAUCACUGACGCUUUCAUCUUUCAACAAUCUUCUGAAGAAUUUGAUGUCGAAAAUGGAGCUUGACGAUACAUGGGAUCCUGAUCCCUUGCCAAGUGGUAGUUCUAGGAACCAAUCUCAGCCUCGAUUCAAGAGAGAAACAUCUCAUCACUCUAAGGCACAACCGGACCCGCAGCAUCAAUACUACGAACAACCAAAAACAUCUCAUUCACAACUCAGAGGUCUGAUCGCGCCCAUGAAGCUUUAUCAAGACUUUUCAGACGAUGGAAGCUCAUCUGAUGAAUAUCCUGUCGUCUUGCAACAACCACAGAUUAAUAAUAAAAGGGUGACAAGUCCCGCUCAACCUGCGAAGGACAGACGGAAGCGACAUCAGAGUGAACACCCAAAUCGAAUUGAACGUGGCCGCACAACAAACGUAGAGGAGGUUAUAUAUGAUCACAUCUCAGCGAUCCCGCGGUCUCGCAAUGAAUCCGUUGCCCGCAAUGACGCUCGAUAUAAGAGUGUUGCAAAUGAUGUUUUCGAAGAGUAUGAAAGUUUCAAAAACACCUCAGCAGUUAGCAGAACAUCGGUCGCCCGUAGUCAUUCGCUUGCAAGAGACUUGUAUGAGGACCAAGGUUAUGUUACAAUGAAAGAUUACAACCGGCAGUUCGACAAAGAGCCAAGUGUCUUUUCACCUAACAAUGCUCAAACUAAGAGGCGCAUGAGGGAGGAGUCAACCUACGGAUCUAUGUCAUCUGGUACAGAUGCUCAUAGAACAGCUGGCCGAAGUCGUCAAGAAAGUUCAAAAGCCAAUCGCGAACUAGUCGGUGCACCCAAGAAAAAAAAACGUCAUAGUUAUUCUCGUGCACAAAGUCUAGCCCCAAGAAUCUCAAACGACAAUAGCGAUGUUCAAUAUCUGGGCACUGAAAAUGGUAUGUACAGUGUCAGAAUUCAAAAGCAGGGAAAGAAGCCCCAACUUCGCUCGCCAUUAUGGCCAAGCUUUGAAUCUGCUGUACCCAAACCUUACUCUGCUAACAGAUUGAAAGGGAGAAUUGAUAAAUCUGCCUCGAUGAAGCCACUCCCACAUAUGCCAAAGAAUCAACCAGUUAGAAUCAGAUCAGUUGCGUCUGAUCGCAUACAGAACUAUUCAAGUCAAGCCCGAACGGUUGAUUAUGGUCUCAUUGAUGACGACGAUGUUUAUGACACACCAUUGGAAAAUGAUCUUCGCCGCAGAUCUAAGUCUCAAGUGAGAGCUCAUAAUGCUCCCAUGAACUUCAUAAAUGCUCUACCAAAGUCUAGUGUAUUUCGAAGGAAAAACUCCGAAGUCGCAGAACAGGUUCAUCAGACUCCAUCCAGAGACUCAAAUAGAUCUAACAAUCCGGGCGUCACUAUUGAUCUCGUUACUCCAGAAAGUACUGUUUAUGCCCGCAGUGCAAUGCCUUUUAUACCUCAGCACUGGACUCCAACAAGGAGAGGCCCAAUGAAAGUAUCGGCUCCAAUGGAGAUCUCUGAGCAGGAUGGUCUUGGCACUAAAACUGGACAACAACCUGGUCAAAAUACUCAUCAGCACCAAGUCAUUAAAUCUAGUCCUAAUAAUGGACAACAAACUGAAGAAAACAUACGACAACGACAAGCAGCCGAGAAGAUCAUCCGACAAGAACUCAAUGCAGAUAAUGAGGCUUUGCAAGCGGAGCUUUUCGGAGAAGUUAUUGGUGAAACUGAGGAAGAAAUGAGAGAGCGUGAAGAAGCUAAACGUUUGGAAGCUCAAAGAGUGCGGGAACAAAAAGAGAAGCAAGAUCUCAUUGAUGCUGAGAGGAAGCGAAAGAAGAAUGAAGCAAGAGCCAAGAAAGAGAACGAGAGGAAAGCGGCUGAGCAGGCCGAGAAGGAGAAAGAAGCAGCAGCAAAAAAAGCCAAACGUGAUGCCGAACGCCAUCAUCAAUCAUUGAAGGAGCAACAGAAUGCAGACGAGAGACGUAAGGCGGCAAACAAGUUACUACAAGAGAAGAAAGAAAGAGAUUUGGCUGCAUCCAAGGUCAUCGAGGAAAAUGUCCAAGCUGCAGAAAAAGAAAGAAAAGAGAAUGAAGCUAAGUUUGAGCGAAUGAAACGACAAUUGGAAAAACUUGAGGCGCAAGUUAAAGCAAAAUCGAUUGCGGAAUUGAAGCCUGCGAGAAAGUCUACGGCUUUGGACGGUAUCUCGAACAGAGUCAACUCUCAGCCUCCUCAAGUCAGGCUUUCAACAAGCAUGGAAAUUGACGAUGAAAGUUCAUUGCCCACUACACAGACCCAAAUAACACCUGUAAACGGUACUGAUACUUCACAUACAGCAAAUACUUCAUCUACUCAAGCCACACCUUCAAUAAUCACCGAAGUCGAGGAUGAAGAUUCACUGUUCGUUUCAGACAAUCGAAAGACAGUUGUGGAAGCCACUCCAGAACAGCAAAUUUCGAAUGAUCUUCAAAAUUUCACUGGGAGCUUUAGUAGUGACUCGACAAUUGUUCAGUCCAUAGAGCAUGAUCGACCUCCUACUAGUAUAACUGAGAUCUUUGCCAAGACAAUUCACAAUCCAAGUGGUGACAAGACUCUCGAAGAUAGGGACGCGGAGCGAGAAGCCAUUCGAAAAAAAAGAGCAAACGAGAAUGCAGCUGCCAAGCAAAAACGAGCAAAUUCCAUACCCGCAGAGCCAAACCCCGAAAUAUUUGCUCAAAAGGUUGCUCCACGGGAAGUUUCUAAAGCACCAUCGAAAAGCACGCCAAAGAAAAAACGUAUCCAGCCGCUAACAAAGGCAUUAGGAGAUUCCAUAUUCAGUGUUAAAUUACAGCCUCUAGCCGGACAUGAGCCCGAAGGAUACGUUCCUCGUGAACAGUCAGAAGGUUUUCAGAAUUUCACUGAGAACUCUUCCACAGACCUUACAGUCUUGAAACCCCGCCCACUUCCAUUGACUUUACCUCCCCCUCUUCCUCCACCAGUAGCAUUUACUACUACUUCAAUUAGACCAGAAACUCGUCUGAUUUCACAAGCAGAGCGAGAGGAAAUUGAAGCUAAUCGCCAAAGAGUCCAGGCUGCGGCACAGGCUCGGAAGGAAAAUUCGAACAGGGCAAGAUUGGAGGGGAGAAAAGCUGCAUCUGCGAAGAAGAGAACAGUUGAGUAUCGCAAGAGGAAAGAGAAAGAACUCAUCGAAGAGGCUCAUAAAGAGGGUAGGAUAUUAGGUAAUUCUGAGCUGGAAGCUAGACUUGACAAGUUGAUGGAGAAGCGAGAGCGUGAGCAAAAACGAAAGAAAAAUCGUGCGGGAGAAAAGGCUUCAUUUAACGAACAUGAACAUGAACCUCUUUCUAGAAUAAAUAUACUUAACCAUUCUAGCAUGCCCGCGGCGCAAAUCUCAUCCUCCGAUACUGCCAGUGAUUCUAAUCAAAUUGAAGAAGAUGAUGAUCCUCCGGCUCUAACUCUGAAAGAGCAUAAGAUUAAAACGGCCGAAAUUAUGAAAGAACGGGCUCAAUUGCAUGCAGCUCAGCGUGCCCAACCACAACCGAAGAAGAAACUGGAACCAAUUUUUGACUCGGACGAGUCUGAGGAGUCUGUAGAAGAUCCGAUGGACGAAGAGACUACGGAAAUGUACAUAGAGCACGCUCGAAAAAACAACACCGAGGCUAAAGAAGAUGUCGAAAAGAGUGAUGUGGUUCAAUUAGAAACUCGGACUGAGGAAGACAUUGCUUUCGAGAAAGAGAUAGAAGAUUUUCUUGAAGAAGAUCCAAAUUUCGAAGGAGAGGCUCAAGAAGCAACCACUACACUCAACCCCGAUGAACAUAGUGCUCAGAUCGUCCUACCAAUGCCCAAUAUGACAAGAUACUUUGAGGGACAAUCCGCUCCACGGUCUUCCAGUAAUCUAGAGACCCAAUCAACGUUACUUGCAGGACCGAUUCAAAUGGCCAAAAAAAUACCUCCCAAACCUCAGCAGCCCGCAUCAUAUGAAAUGGUCAAUUUAUAUAUGGUCAUGACGCAAGUGACACUUCACGAAUGUGAAGACGAAGCAAUUCUCAAAAAGAAGUUCCUUGAUAUUGAAAAGGCCAACAAGUACGCACAGAUGCUUGUCAACGAACACAGAAAUAAAAUGUUCAGACAACGGGAAAUUCUGGAAAGAUGGGAUUCAGACCGUAUGUAUCAUGGCCAAAUCAUUCACGACAAACAGAAGACUACCAAGAUUUUUGUUGAAUUUAAGCCAAUGAACACCGAAGAUAUUGACAAAUAUGAUCCAACACUGGUACGACCGAUGUUUGCUACUCAAUACUACAUGGUUCGAUUUGAGAAAGUCGUUGAAGAAAUUGACCCCAAAACCCAGAAAGUCUGUAUGAAAAACCAUACUAUUGGAUUUGCAGACUCGGGCAAGCUAUACACGGUAUUAGAAAUGGCAAAUCAUGCUGCUUCCGAAUACCUCCUCAAGGAAAUCAAACCCAAGGAAGAAGUUGAGGAGCAUCAUACUACUUACGAACAAAUUCUCCUCCCGGAAGUGAGAGCAGGAAGAGAUGAUGCCAACCAAACAGAUCAAAUGUUCAAUUGCGAGUUUACUUGCGAAGGAGCUCCCUGGGUAGAUUUCAAAUCGUUCGAAGUUGGCGUGGAAAUGUAUAAGACUGAGGGCCCGGUCAACUGAAAAGGAAAGUGAUGAAUGUGCUUGCCUCGUCAUCUUCUAUCAUCAAUACAAAUUGUUUACUGAAACCAUCACUGCUCUGUUUCUUACAACACCACUCUUAUUUUCAUCAAACGACACUUCUUGGCCGCCAAGUUUGCACAUUUUCAGAUAAUUACACCAUAUCCAUUUCAGCAUCACAUACAUUCACUAUAAAUAAUAUCGACGGUUUCAACAACACCUCCACACUUUGCAUCACCCCCGAAAUGCCAUCAUAUUUCAUUCAUGCUUCCCACCAAAAUCAGCAUAGCAUUAUUAUUCUAGUGUAUCAAACUCAACAUCAAAUCAAUCAUCAUGAAAAUCGCAAUCGCUCAAUCCUCCACAAAUUUUCAUCGCCACAAAAACAAAUAAUACAGUCAGAAAAGAAAGUGCAGAAGUCAGUUCAGCCAUUAGACGUUCAAGGGUAGUAAUGACACGAACAACUCUUGGGGGACUCAUCGAUGAGUUUAUUUCUUGCUGUUUAUUAAUAGGAAGGGCGUGGGAUUUAGGUAUUUUAUUUUACUUUAUCUGCUUUUUAUUACCUUUUACUUUACUCCGGUAUUUGUGGUGACAGGUUCCGUAAGCUUUUCAGAGGAAGGGGGGCGGUAGUGGGAUCGAAUAGGGAGAGAAAGGGGUGAGGCCAUAGGCGGGUGGAGAAAAGGGGUGAGUUUGUGCUGAGCUAAGCUGAGCACACGUACUGGGAAAAAGCUACGUGACAGGAGGAAGAUUCUCGGAGAGUAGGGAACAAAACAUUUUCUUUUGUUGUCGUUGUUUCAAUGAAAAUUAUUGAUACUA